UCUAUUUAAUCUCCUUGGGAGACCCUAAUCCAAUUCAAACGUAUCCCUUAUCGCAAAGAGAUAAAAGCGUGUCGUUCGAUCAUUAGCGAUAUUUUGUCCAUUUUCUUUUAUUGGCCAAUUGACGUCGACAACUUUGUCAAUAUUGCAAGUUCUUUUAUGACAGGCAGAGCAUUUUUUCACUUCCUCAACUCAAAGAAACCAAUUGGAUAUGGCUUCCCACAAAGUGUCCAACGUCUCCCACGAUCACCAAUUGUUCCAGGGGAUAUUCAAGCUCCAGAAGAUGGACAAUUGGGCCGAGUACCUUAGAAGUAUUGGACAGAGUGAGGCCAAAACCAAAGUGUCUCUCAAAAUGGAUUACUACAACUCAAUUGUGGUGAAAAGCUCGGGGAAAUGGAUCCUAAGCACAUACGUCAAAAUGCCUCAUGAACCAGCUGCAGAGAGUAAAACAAGCUUCUAUUUGGAUGACGAAUUUGAGGAGAGUGUGCUUGAUGGACGCGCCUGUUUGGUCAAGUUCAAAUUGGAGGAUGGCAACAAACUAGUGGCUGAACAACGAUGUUGCACGGAUGAAUCCCAAAGCUCCACGAUCAUCCGAGAGUUUCUCCCUGAUCGUAUGAAUGUCAUUUGCAUUUGUGGGCAAGUUCAAGCCACUGGCGUGUACGUGCGAUGUUCUCCAGAGGAGCUGCAUCAUAUCUAAGCUGAAUAGGCCUCCUGCGAAGUUGGCAACCGACCCAAAAAAAGAUUGCCAAAGGGUCUCCACCGUGUCAGACCCGCUUGUAUUUCGUCCUCUACCUCAAACAGUUUGCUAGGAAUCUUGGAGCCUCCUUAGGGACAUGCCACCAUUUCAGAGAUAUUGUAUUGGUUUGUUAGCUUCGAUAUCAUGGUGUAGCUUUCCGUUCUUUGUUGAUUUAAUAAAGAAACACUUCUUCUUGCCA
Tigriopus californicus is the source of this 932-nucleotide messenger RNA. RefSeq names its product cellular retinoic acid-binding protein 2-like. The transcript is spliced from 2 exons. NCBI's taxonomy places the organism in Eukaryota, Metazoa, Arthropoda, Copepoda, Harpacticoida, Harpacticidae. Bases 209 to 694 code for a protein of 161 amino acids. Gene Ontology annotation, molecular function: lipid binding. The record is from RefSeq and is a predicted model, not a curated record.